Messenger RNA from Arabis nemorensis, 942 nucleotides. The record is from the annotation of a GenBank genome assembly. Lineage: Eukaryota; Viridiplantae; Streptophyta; Magnoliopsida; Brassicales; Brassicaceae.
AUGAGUUCAUCGAACGGAAGUGUACCGCCUGGUUUCCGAUUUCACCCAACCGAUGAAGAACUUCUUCAUUACUACUUGAAGAAGAAGAUUUCUUAUGAAAAGUUCGAGAUGGAAGUCAUCAAGGAGGUUGAUUUGAACAAGAUUGAGCCGUGGGAUUUGCAAGAUAGAUGCAGAAUAGGAUCAACACCGCAAAACGAGUGGUAUUUCUUCAGCCACAAGGAUAGGAAAUAUCCGACAGGGUCAAGAACGAAUCGUGCGACUAACUCAGGGUUUUGGAAAGCAACGGGACGUGACAAGAUCAUAAGAAACUGUUACAAGAAGAUAGGCAUGAGGAAGACUCUUGUCUUCUACAAAGGAAGAGCUCCUCAUGGCCAAAAGACAGAUUGGAUCAUGCACGAAUAUCGUCUUGAAGAUAAUGACGAUGACCCUAGUGAAGAUGGAUGGGUUGUUUGUAGAGUGUUCAAGAAGAAAAAUCUAUUCAAAGUAGAGAACGGUGUUGGCUCAAACGUCAACAAUAAUAGGCUUGAAGCUCGUAGUUUCAAAAGCCCGUAUAACCAUGGGAUCACAACUUUUGAGCUUAACAAGCCAGCAGAGAUCGGUCUGAACCAAUACCAACCACCAAUGUUUCAGUCUCAAGCUAUAUUGAAUUCUUCUUCUCAUCACAAGCCUAUUUCAAUUGGCUAUGACUACUCGUUGGCUCUUCUUCCAAGGGAAAGCGAGAGCGAGGGAAUACAAUACCAGCAAGCGUGCGAGCCAACAGGGGUCGAGGUUGGCGCUUGCAAAGCAGUAGGUGAAUGGGGAAUGGUGACUUGUCACAUGGGGAAUCAUGAGGAUUCCUCUAGAGCGAUGAGGUUUGAAGAUAACAACAAUUCGUCCUCGGUCCAGCCACCUUCGAAUCUGCUUUCUUUGCGCGGUGAAAAUGGAUUUCUUGGGUUAUUCUAA